Stereum hirsutum FP-91666 SS1 is the source of this 1769-nucleotide messenger RNA. RefSeq names its product peroxisomal acyl-CoA-dehydrogenase. The coding region runs from base 1 to 1539 and encodes 512 amino acids. NCBI's taxonomy places the organism in Eukaryota, Fungi, Basidiomycota, Agaricomycetes, Russulales, Stereaceae. Gene Ontology annotation, molecular function: flavin adenine dinucleotide binding; heme binding; acyl-CoA dehydrogenase activity. The transcript is spliced from 16 exons. The record is from RefSeq and is a predicted model, not a curated record.
AUGCUUACUAUUUCUCAAUGUGGCCAGCACAAUAAACACGGCGAUAUUUGGAUCAUCGUUGACGCCAAAGUAUACGACCUCUCCCGCUUCGUAGACCUUCAUCCAGGAGGUGCCUCAGUUCUUCUUGACCCCGAAGUUGCAGGUCAGGAUGCUACCGAGACCUUCUACGGACUGCAUAGGCAUGAGGUGCUCGAGAAGCCGCAGUACGCGCGUUUGCAGAUCGGGACGAUUAAGGGAGAGCAGAGCAUCAUCACGGGCAAAGUUGCUGGAGAGAUCAGCAAGGUGCCUUAUGCUGAGCCAUCAUGGUUAGCAGAGGGCUUCCAUAGUCCUUAUUUCACCGAGGGGCACAGGAAGUUCCAGAAGGCAAUGCGCCAAUUUGUGGAUGAGUACAUCUAUCCAGAUGCCCAAGCACGCGAAGAAGAUGGCAAGCGCGUUAGUCAAGAGGUCAUCGACAAGAUGACGGAGGUAAACUUGCACGCAAUGCGAAUGGGACCCGGAAAGCAUCUCAAAGGCUUAAAGCUUAUGAAUGGCUUGGUAACUCCCGAAGAGUUCGACUAUUUUCACGAACUUAUUAUCACGCAAGAAAUUUGCCGGUGUGGCGCAAGAGGUUAUGGAGAUGGUAUUCUCGGUGGCAAAGUCAUCGGCUUGCCACCAUUACUCAACUUCGGUACAGACGAGAUGAAGAAGACCAUUGUUCCGGAGAUCCUAUCAGGCAAGAAAUUUAUAUGCCUCGCCAUCUCAGAGGCCCAUGCCGGUAGCGACGUGAUGGGGAUGCAGACGUCCGCGGUGAAGAGUGAGGACGGCAAGGAAUGGAUCAUUAACGGGACGAAGAAGUGGAUUACGAACGGACACAUGGCAGAUUACUUUACGACUGGUUGCAAGACCGAGGAUGGCUUCACCGUCAUUCUUAUUCCCCGCAUUGAGGGAGUCUCCACCAAACUCAUCAAGACCUCGUACUCCACCACCGCCCAAACGGCAUAUAUCACCUUCGACAAUGUCCGGGUACCUGUAACAAAUACUCUCGGCCCUGAGGGCGGAGGUAUUUUCGUCAUCCUGAGCAACUUCAACCACGAGCGAUGGGUCAUGUGCUGUGCAUCGGCGCGGAGCCAGAGGUUGAUCAUCGAGGAGUGCCUUAAAUGGAUUAACCAGCGCAAAGCCUUCGGAAAACCCCUCGCAUCACAGGCCGUCAUCCGGAACAAGAUAGCCAAUAUGGUCGCCCGUGCGGAGAGUAUUCAAGCUUGGUUGGAGAGCAUCACACACCAGAUGUGCAACAUGUCGUACAAGGAGCAGGCGACGAAACUUGCUGGUCAGAUCGCCUUUUUGAAGAUGUAUAGCACGCAGUCAGCACAAACGACGGCGAGGGAUGCAGUCCAGAUAUUCGGUGGACGGGGGAUCACGAAGAGUGGAAUGGGCCGGUUUAUUGAGCAUGCCUAUCGAACGGCGCCAUUCGACGCGUUGCUUGGAGGUGCGGAGGACGUGCUCGGCGAUUUAGGCGUUAGGCAGGCGAUGAGGGCUAUGCCGAAGAAUGCGAGGCUGUGAGCUUGCCAUAGCGGUGCUUUACGGACGCCGGCAGUGGCAGGGUCAAGACGAGGGUUAUUAUUAAGGAUGUAGUUGUAUACAUAAGACGAGUAUCCCGGUCAGGAUGGGCGGGCCAAGUUCACUUAGGUUGCCAUUUAUUUUUGUACUCUCAUAGUAUUUCACUCUCGAUUGGAUUUCCACAUUCUAUGUAUAGUUUACUAUCUGUACAAUCACAAUAUAUUGUCCCUGAC